Molecule: messenger RNA, 3047 nt
Organism: Bursaphelenchus xylophilus (pine wood nematode)
Lineage: Eukaryota; Metazoa; Nematoda; Chromadorea; Rhabditida; Aphelenchoididae
Source: the annotation of a GenBank genome assembly
AUGAAGUGGGCCAAAUCUGCGAACAGCAUCUAUCAUGUGUUGUUCGAUUUCUGUCAGUGGACCUCGAUUCAUGGCGCCGCUCAUGUUGCGCAAGCCGACAAGGUUGCAAUUGCAGUUUUCUGGGUUCUCGUCACACUGGCAAUGUUCGGAAUUAUGGCAUAUCUUAUUGUGAAUUCGAUCCUCAAUUUUUUAAGCUAUCCAGUGACAAUGACUCAAAGGGUAAAUAAUCAAUUUUGGAUUGAUUUUCGUAGGGCCUGUACAGCUACUUUUGAAUAGUGCUAUUUACGGCGUAACCUGGCGUGGUUCAAAAGUAACUGUACUUGUCCAUAAACAAUGCAUUGUAUAUGUUGUAUUUUUUAUAAAAUUUCACUAUGAAAUUUUGUAGAGUAUAAUUUCAAAGCAAGCUUUCCCAGUCGUCACCAUUUGUAAUGGCAGCCCGUGGAAGACGACGAACAUUGCAGGGACACCGCUGGAAGGAUUGGUAAAUAACUUAUAAGUAAAAUAACCAAGUUAAAUACGAUGAUUAAUAAAUUUAGUUUUCAAGGUUGACGCCUACAAUGCCGGAAAGACAAACGCAACUUAUGGCUUUACAUCACCAUUCUCAAUGGCUGAGAGUAUGCGGGCGACAAGAUGGACGAGAUUAAUGUACGAGGAGCUGAGAAGUCUGGAAGAAGAUGUAAGCACAAGAAACUCUCCCAAUAUACCACAUUUCAGAGCGGAAUAGACCUUUCCUACAAGUUGUCGGAGAUGCUGAUUGACUGCAAGUAUAAUCAGGCGGAUUGUGAUUUGAGGUAAAUGCGUAAAAACCGAGAAUUUAACGGUAAUUUAGUGGAAACGUAACAAGUUUUUAUGACCCAUACAAUGGACUUUGUCAUACGAUAAAUUCGAAUAUGUCAUGGGCUUCCAGUCGAGCUGGACCGUAUAAUGGACUGAGAAUAUCGUUGAAAUCGCCGACGGAGGCGUAUCUUCCUUGGGUUCAAACUGCGGGCGUAAUAUUUUAUGCUCAUGGAACGGUAAGUCAGCUUGCUUUGUGAUAUAAGUCAUGGAUUUUUUUCAAAAGCGUACAAGGCUGGAGGCUCAAAAGUUUCUCUAAAAAUGAAAAAAUCAGGGCCCGUCGCCCCUUACAAAAUUUUUCUUGAAAUGGCUUGGCGCGGGCCGACCUUGAUGAGCCGGCCGGCUUGGCUCGGAAAGAUCAGAAGCUCGAUCCCCUAGUAAAAAAUUAAAGAUGACGGUUACAGGACGAAACCCCCUUCCAAGAUACGUUUGGAUAUUUUGCGCAAACAGGUAAAUGUUCGUCAGUGGGCUUACGGUACAUGGAAAGAGUAAAACUUCCCCAUCCCUACAACGAUUGCUCCAAGAAUGGUCAUGGCGCCGCUAACUACUACUCUAAUCAAUAUGAGGUAAGAAUGAGGUCCUCGCCAUGGGCUAAAAAAGCUAGGUUGUUUCUGCAAAGGCUGCAGAUCUGAGAUCUGCAGCCUUUUUCGACCGCUAAUUGGCCCUCUCUCAUUCUAGGUUGAGGCCUGUCUCCGCAGCUGCCUUCAGGACAAUAUUAUGAAGAUCUGCGGCUGCUACGAUCCACAGUACAACUACCCUUCGAAUGUAUCGGUUCCGUCUUGCUAUAAAAUGCCUGAUAUCAAUGAAGCCAGUAAGUUGAGGCGUUGCUCACUAGUGUAAAACUAAGUUUACAGUAGACUGCGCCGAUUCCAUUAUCAAUGAAGUCGACGAAUCGUCCAACACCAGCAUUACCGAGUGCAAUUGUCCGUUUGGUUGUGAGUAAGUUAGAGAAUUACGCAUAGAGCCGAGGGGAUUUUGCAAAGCCUGACGGUUUUUUUUUUAUUUGCAGCGAGAGCUUCUAUCAAAUCGCAAUGUCUCAAGCAAAAUGGCCUGCAACAACUUAUAUGGUAAGAGAAUGUUCUUUUAGUGGAAUCAAUGUGUUUAGCGGUCAAGGAAACUGCUCAUGUUGCGACGCUGAGUUCUUAUGAUUACUGGGAACGAAUUUGCAAAUUUAGAUUUAAUUUUUGUGUAGCGAAACGCAAGAUUCGUAGCUUGCGUUUCACAAGCGAUCGAAAUUUUUUAGUCCGAGAGUUCGCGAAAAAUGGGGCAAAUAUUUAACACGUUUUGUGUUGGUUUUCCCUAGCAAAUAGAUUUUUUCGACCUGAAAUUGGCAGGGAUAUUUCAAAAACAAUUUUCGCUUUGACCGCUCUCCGCCUUUUGCGUACUCUCUCGGCCGCAAAGGUCGUUGAAUAUCUCGGCUGCCCCUGCAAAGCAUGAGCUAAAAUUUGGGGAAUUUGAAAUAGAGCCUACCCCCUUCUUGUGUCCAAAAUUUAAUCCAAGACCUUAUAGUCGCCUUUCGAACACUGCCGCCGUAAAGUAUAUAUUUCGCCCACAUCAAUUUGAAACAACGUUUUCAGCCUCCAGAAUGUGCCAACAUUACGGCCAACUGGAAUAACAAGUCCGAGUGCGUUGAAUGGUACAAAGCCAACACCCUUAUGUUGGAAAUAUACUUGGAACGGUCCAGUUAUCAGAGCAACCUUGAAUCAGUUGGGUAUACGGUAAGAUACAACUAUAGUUCCUGAUUUAUGUAUUUAUUUUCAGUUGACAAACAUGAUCGCCGAUGUUGGUGGUCAAUUGGGCUUAUGGCUCGGGAUGAGUGUUCUGUCGCUUUUCGAAUUGUGCGCACUGGGCUUUCUCGUCGUCUUGUUUUUCAUUGUUCGACCGGAGCCUGUGACAAUCGGGAAAUACGACUACUUUGCGCAGUUCAACAAACAGGUAAAUACUAAAGUACCGAAUUCAAAAAAUGAGGGGAAAGCCAAUUUACAGGGCUCUACAGGGUAAAUUCCCAAGAUUAAAUUCGGUUCCGAUCCGUUUGGAGGUUAAAUUGAAAAGCAUUGUAGCUAAAAAAACUUCUGUUUCAGAUCGCAGAGCAAGGAACUUCGCUUAUUUACCGCAGUCCAAGCGAAAAGAACGAAGAGAUUUUGAAGGAUAUAAAUAUCGCUCCGCCAAAAAUUGCGGAGGCCCAACCAGUGCCUGGUGCGUCUUUUAAAUAA